Messenger RNA from Penicillium crustosum, 339 nucleotides. RefSeq lists its product as uncharacterized. The record is from RefSeq and is a predicted model, not a curated record. The transcript has a single exon. Bases 1 to 339 code for a protein of 112 amino acids. NCBI's taxonomy places the organism in Eukaryota, Fungi, Ascomycota, Eurotiomycetes, Eurotiales, Aspergillaceae.
AUGGCUCAGGCACAAAACCGAGGUUCGACUUUUGGUUGCAAAAACACCAAACAAAUGAAGAACGGCCACGGUGGCCAGUCAGGUCGACCAGGAGAGGCUCGCAAAUUGUACCACAACAGCAAACGGAAAGGUCUCUGCAAGGGAAAAUGCCAUGUUCUUCUCCAGCAUGAUGCAAAGCAAUGGAAGCAGACUCCUCAAGGGUCUCAUCGUCUUCAGGGGGGAUACGGCGGGGAUAACUUUCAAAACUUAAAGACAAAUCGGGAGGGAGCUUUGAAUCAUUUUUUCGGUCUCGCUGAGGGGCGGACUAAGCUACUGUUCAUCAAUGUGGAGCUGCCAUGA